Messenger RNA from Lethenteron reissneri (Far Eastern brook lamprey), 5799 nucleotides. RefSeq lists its product as uncharacterized. NCBI's taxonomy places the organism in Eukaryota, Metazoa, Chordata, Hyperoartia, Petromyzontiformes, Petromyzontidae. The record is from RefSeq and is a predicted model, not a curated record.
CACGUGUGCAGGUGAAAUAUCCGGGUGUGCGGGCGCGCAUUGGAUUCUGUUGCUUGAUGACGGCGACGAGUUGGCUGUCGCUCGGCAGCAGCAGCAGGAGCGGCAGCGGAGACGGCAGAGAAACUCUCCCCGGAAAAAAUCUCCACCGCUGGGGGGCGAUGCCGGUCGGGCGGAACUAGCCCCGUCCCCACACACUGUGCCGGCAACCCACGUGGGUGGCUGCUUCGGAACGUCGCUCCCUCGCUCCCCUCGACCUCGUGAACUCCGCUGACCUCGUGAACUCCGCUGACCUCGUGAACUCCGCUGACCUCGUGAACUCCGCUGACCUCGUGAGCCAACGUCGUCGUCGCUCGCGCCACUGAAAGUCGUCACGAGUCCGCGGACGAGAACUUCUCACCGAGCGGCACAGCUGUUGCAGGCGCAGUGACCAUGAAGCUCUGGACACGUCCCGUACUGCUCCUGUGGAUGAUCGUAUUCGUGGAGUGCGACUGGGCGCAGGAGAUCUGUGUGAAGGACGAGGUGCAAGCGGUGGAGGGAGACGACGUCACUCUGCCUUGCUCCUUGCCGAUCGGCAAAGGGAACGUCACCUUCAAGUGGUCGCAGCUCAUCGGAAAUAACUUGGUUCUGAUUGACGACUCGACUAAGAUGAAUUCCCCAACCCUGAGAGACGUGGAGAAAGGCAACUGCUCCCACACAAUCUUCAACGUCUCCAGGAGCCACAGCCCCAUGACUUUCCAAGCCGAGAUAACAAUAGAUUGGAAGAAGCAUACGAAGAUUUUCACUCUGCAUGUGGCUGCAGCCCCGCGGUCGCACACGGACACUGGUGGUGGCAAGGACACCCCUGGAGGGGAGAACUCGCCCACACCAUGGACCAGCUCGCCGACAUUGACCAUCGUGGCAGGAGUCGUCAUAUUUUCCUCAAUUUGUAUUGCCAUUGCCAUUGCCAUAUGUGUGAAGAAACGUCGCUCGUCUGGGACAUCCCUCCACUCACCCAGGGCUGACGGGGGUGAAGCUGCACGUGGGGACGCAGAGAAUAUCGAGAUGCUACCGGUGACGAACGGAGUGGCAAACGCUCAUCUGGCCGUGGAGACGUCUCCCCUUGUGCGAGUCGGCUUGCUGGCCAAGUUGAGUUCGCUGGUCACGAGACCGAUUCAACACCGACCAAUGAGGAGCGAGGGCAGACUUCAAUGGCGCUGCUGUGGAAAGAUGUGAACAACCUCUCCCUGUUAUAUUUGGAGUUUGAAUUUUCUUCCCAUGGUUGCGUGGAUUUUUCUCCGGGUCCUCCGGUUUCUCCCUCCACAUUUAGAAACUUGCGUUUAAGAGUAUUUGGCUGCGAUACAUUUCCACGUGAUAAGUCACUUUGUUGAGAAGUAAUUUGUGGCCAAGUUACUACAGCAGUCCCUCGGUUAACAGUGACAGUGGUUUACCGUUUUUCAGUUCACGUUUCGCCUCCCAUAGGACCCCAUGGUUUUGACGAACGUUAACAUUGUGACUAACGGUACGUUUACGUUGGGCACGCGGGCGCCAAUUUUGGCCAAUCCGAGCGCUCGUAAGUGGGGCUGAGCCAUACCCUGAGCCAAUCAGCGACGCUCACCUAUGAGUGUUUAGACGUCAACUGGCUUUGUUUGCAUUGCGUUUUCUGUUGUGGCAGUGGAAACAGAUCUUGCAGACUCAGUGAUUUUUACUUAUUUUUAAACUCAUAUGUGAUUGCAAUGACCCCUAACGUGAAUUCGCUAAAGGAAAAGAGGAGUAGGAAAGUUAAAAAGCUUUAAAACAAAGCAGGAAAUUAUUAAGGUCAACUUCCGAUCAGCUUGGAACAGAUGAAUGCUUUUAACAUGUAAUUCCUAUAUUUGAUUAAAUUGUUUUGUUUAACAGUCGUUUUCGAGUAACGGAUUAAACACGUUAACCCAGGGACUACUGUAUAGCUUAGUGGCCUUACCUGGAAAAAAUGAAAUAGUUUUAAGUUAAUUUUCAAUUAACAUUUAGGAAUCAUUUGCAGAUGUUACAUUAUUAUCGGUAGCAAUGCAGCAGUAACAUUUCGCAACAGUCACGGUCGUGACAUUUUUUUUCACUUUUCUAAAGGGACAUCCUUCCAGAACUCGCCUUCUUCACUGGAAUAAACUUCCCCGCUACAUUAAGCAGUCCCCAUCCUUCACCUCCUCAUAUUCCUCUCUCAAAGCUCACCUCUUUUGUAUUGCCCCUUCCACUUCCCACCCCUCGCUCCUCCACUCCUUCCCAUCCCUCCCCUGCCCUUUUGUGGCCCCCACGUGACCCUCUGUUGUGGUCACUCUUUGCAUGGCCCUAGCACGCCCUUGCCAUCUAAAUAACUUUAUUCUGUUACCGCUUUUUAAACCGUGCAAAGCGCCUUUAACAAAGCCAUUCUGUAAAUAUAAAAUAAGGUGAUGUGCGGGUCUACCUCGAUAUACGGGUUUCGUUCUUGAAAACAUGAACGUUAGGUGAAAAUUCUGCAGCAUUUUGAAGCGUAUUCUCCCAUAAUGUCCCAUUACAUAGCCAAAGAUGCGUUCCUAAGAAAAGAUGUUCUAACCCAAAACCUAAAAUAACGCCACUAAGAUAUUUUCAUGAAUAAAUAUGGAAAAUAAUAGCGAAGCGCCUUGGGUGAAGGCGCUCUAGAAAUAAAAACUAGAUUAGACAGGUAACACUGCACGCUGUAGUUCGCUCACCAGUAACUGCGGUGAAUGUCGUGUGAGGUGGAGAGGGCUAAGGGGUUGACUAGGAGGGUGAGGGAGGGCCAGGAGGAGCGCACGGACCGUGGUGGAACGCACAGCAGCAGCAGCGGCAGUAGCGGCAGCAGCAGCAGUAGUGUGAACGACGACACGGCCUGUAAACAACGCGGCGGCCAGCCAAACGGCCUGGAACCGCAUUUACUUUGGCAUUUAGCAUUGUUUUCUUCCAACAAAAAAAUAUAUUGUGCAAUCAACGUAUAUCGGGGUGCACCUGGCAAAAAAAUGUGAAAGAGGGGAGCCGGUUACAUGAAGGUUGAGCCACUGAACUUUUGUGGAAACUGUCCUUGAAGGCAGCGUGGAGCUCUCGCGCCAUCCCUCAACAUCCUCUUGUUGAGUCAGAACAAGUCUCGGUACGCUGCCACACUUCGCUGCCUGCUAACGCGUGUUCAAUAGGAAAGUCUUUCAUUUCUUGCUCUAAGUACUUAUUGUGAGUGGCACCUUUUAAAGUUGUAACUCAAAUCACUUUAUAAAAAUGUCAAGUAAGCUUGUGAUAUAGAAUUCUAUUGUUUGCCCGCACUUUUUGCCACUUUUCUUUAAACCCUCAACGUGUUAAGCUUUAAUACCUUGCUUUGCAAUGCUGCCAUGUUACAUGUUGAGAUUACGAACUUUCCUCCAGAGUUCACAGCAUUACGUCGUCGCUACAAUACUAACAUUUGCGUGUUCACGUCGACCCUGCCACAUCGCAGGGGUUAGGGGCGCAGGCCCCCUGCGAUCUGGAAAAACAGCAUUAAAUGUUUAGGUCCCCUUCGUGAGCAAAGCGAGCACCUCCAGCCGGGGGGUUGGGGGGGGCUGUGUACAUAUAUUUUAUGCAUUUGAAAAACUCUCAAAACAUUCCCAUUUACUUUCUUAUGCCGACCCCACGAUAAAUCGAAACCGCGAUGGGGAAAGUCGCGAUGCAGAAGGGUCGACUGUAUAUCCUUUAUUUAAAUUCGUGAAAUGGUUGUCCACGUGACCGUUUUAUUUAUUUGGCUGUCGGGUAGUUGGAGGGUCUUAGGACACAUUUGGCUAGGUCAUUCUGUGCCCUAAUCAAAAGAUAAAUUAUUUACUGAUAAAUGCAGUGUACAUAUCAAAAAAAUGUCACUUAACUUUUUUAACUGUCGGGUACUUUUUAGCGGCGGAAGUAGUGACGGUUCAAAAGCAAUAGCGUUUGUCAUGAGCAAGUGAGGAAUCCGAAUUUAAAUUGGAAACAGACUGAAACAGAAUGUAUUCUGUCCUGGGGUGUACGGGGAGCGUCGUGAAGACGUUCACUCACGGGAAUUUCGAAUUGCAGGGCUUUAAAUGUGAAAUUAACAAACUGGACAGACGCGGUUGGUAUGCCAAGUAUUGAGUAUUUUGUCUAUGCAGCCAUUCGUGACGUCUUGGCUCUUUACGGCAUUAUUUACCGGCAUACGUUGUACAAUCGUUUGUUUACUUGAAGCACACCCUCGUGAAGCGAUUGUCAAAUGCGUAGACUAUUUAUACGGUCACUGUUUUCUCGGUGAAGUGCUUUCGAGCAUGAAUUUUUUGUAAACAAAUAUAUUUGGUCUGCGAUGCAAUCUUUCGAACACGGCCAAAUCGCCUGGGGCGGUUUGUUCCAUUAGUGGCGAUUGCUGCUUCGGCACUAAGGUAUCUACAUAAAAAAAGACCAUGCAAUGAGGAGCAUCUGCCAAUAUUUAAAUGAGGCCAGUAUUUAUCCUCGAAAGCCUUAACCGACUGUGCACUGUGAUGUUUGGCCGAUUCCCUGAAAAGUCUCGUGCCGCCUUCCGCUCGCGACGGCGUUUAAUGUGCGACUUGAAUUUCUCGACAGUCUGUGCCUCGAUAACGCGGUAGUUGCAUUCCUGAAGGUCGCCGCGUUAUUAUCAUUGCCGCGUAUUCAAAGGGAAUUCAGGGGUUAGGGGGAAUUAGGUUCCGAAAACGCCAAUAUCACUGCCAUAUUUUAAUAAUUUGUGAUAUUGCUGUUGAUUUGUACGUGUUCUUUUUUAAUUACUUUGUUUUAGUUCAAUAGUAUAAUUCAUUCAUUUAAACAUGAAAAUUAGUGAAAAAUGUAUGUUACAAUGUUCGUCGCUAAACAAUAGUAAACGUAGCCAUGGAGGAGGGUGAAGAUAGGAGACGAUUAACGGUGUGAAGAGACUCGCUUAACAGCUUUUAAUGGUAACAUAUUUUUUUAAUUAAAACAUUUUUAACCAGAAGAAAUUAUUCAAUGUAAUGCCACAAGAAGAAGCUAAGAUUGCUUCUUGAGGCGAGUGGUGGAGUGGAAGGAGGAGUAGUGGUGUGCGAUGCUACGCCGAGGCCGUCGUACCACCGCUUAUCCCUACUAUCCAAUGGGCACCCGCGUUAUGAAAACAGAAAUGUGUUCCCUAAUGCAUUCAUCGCGUUGCAGCCAAUUCGCGUGACGCAAAACUACGCCGCUGUGGUAGAACGGACUGCAAUUUGAAGCAACCACGAGACAAGCGUGAGACAAACGUGAGCACGUUUGGUACGGGGCCCCAACGCGAUCAAACAAACCAAUUUCGCGAGUUGACUGCCCAAUCAAUCAAACUUGAUGUCUACAGCACUAUGCGUGCAAAAACACGCAAUACAUCGUGCUUUACAGGCAUGAACAAAACAAGUGAAAUUGUCGACUUGCCCAAGGCCAAGUCCACGUCCCACCAGGGCCGGCUUAAGAUGUUGUAAGCCCCUUGACUACAGGGACUGUGAGGCCCCCAGUAAUACUUUCAAAAGUUUGAAAGCAAAGUUAAAGAAAAAUAUAAUUUAUUUUUACAAGGCUAACAACAAAUAAAAUAAUAACUUUUUACUAAAUUUGUGGAGGCCAAUGGGCUUGCAGCCCCUAAAGGCCCGUGCCUUGAUCCGUCCCUGCGUCCCACGGCCCUCCUGGCCACUCGGGCAGUUGACUCGGACGAAAGGAAGCGGUGUGAGAGGGGGUGGCGUUUCCUCCCCUUCCUCGGCAAUGCCCUUUGUAAGAUUGCACCGCCGCCACCUGAUGCAGUGUUAAUGGGAAACAGCCUGGAACUUGACCACCACAACGACUCUUCUUCGUCGUCGGCCUUCGUACGGCUGAUGUUGAUGUCGAGCAACG